This is a messenger RNA of Mirounga angustirostris (Northern elephant seal), 6182 nucleotides long. It is a transcript of the gene PIP5K1B, whose product is annotated as phosphatidylinositol-4-phosphate 5-kinase type 1 beta. NCBI's taxonomy places the organism in Eukaryota, Metazoa, Chordata, Mammalia, Carnivora, Phocidae. The record is from RefSeq and is a predicted model, not a curated record. Gene Ontology annotation, biological process: phosphatidylinositol phosphate biosynthetic process. The coding region runs from base 592 to 2103 and encodes 503 amino acids. Gene Ontology annotation, molecular function: 1-phosphatidylinositol-4-phosphate 5-kinase activity. Gene Ontology annotation, cellular component: plasma membrane. The transcript is spliced from 14 exons.
GCCUCGCUCCGACUCAGGCGCGCACGGCGCCGGGACCCGCGCCCGCGCCCGCGCCCGAGCCCCGGGGCGCCGCUGCUCCUCCGCCCCCGGCCCCCGCUCUCCCCCGAGCGCGCUGCGCGGAGGCCGCGCCGGGCAGCGGAGCGCGCCGGCUGCCGGGGCUUUUCGGCUGCCGCUCGCCGCUCCGUCUGGCCGGAGGACUGGCGGGGAAGGCAGGGGAAAGCGGGGACACACACCCUCGCCGCGGCGCGCGCGCACUGCACACUCGCCGCCGCGCGCCCCCGCCGAGGCGCGUCCCGGGCGAGUUCGGCCCCGCGGCUCCGGCCCGGCACCUGCCGGCUCCGCGCGCCGCGCCCCGCCCCCGCCGCGCCGACCCCCGGCGCCUCCCGCCCCUCGGCGGCCCCGAGCUCCCGGCGCCGGGCGGGGGGAAGCAACUACAUCCAGAUAACUUGCAGACUGUGGCGCAACUGGUCUCGACAGCAGAGGCGCCCGAAUGCUGCCCGGGUGAGGAACUUGGGAAGGAAAACAGUUUCAACAAUGAAUAGGUCACCCAUCAUGACUGACUACAGAUGACUUGCCAUUUCAUUUACAAAGAUGUCGUCUGCUGCUGAAAAUGGAGAUGCCGCACCUGGAAAACAGAGUGAAGAAAAAACUUAUAAAAAGACUGCAUCAUCUGCUAUCAAAGGUGCUAUUCAACUGGGAAUAGGAUACACAGUGGGGAAUCUCACUUCCAAGCCAGAUAGAGAUGUCCUCAUGCAAGACUUUUAUGUAGUGGAAAGCGUGUUCCUGCCGAGCGAAGGGAGCAAUCUGACCCCAGCACAUCAUUACCCAGACUUCAGAUUUAAGACCUAUGCUCCACUAGCAUUCCGAUAUUUCAGAGAACUUUUUGGUAUCAAGCCUGAUGAUUACUUGUAUUCCAUCUGCAGUGAACCUCUAAUAGAGCUGUCCAACCCCGGAGCCAGUGGAUCCUUGUUUUUUGUGACCAGUGAUGAUGAAUUUAUCAUCAAAACCGUUCAGCAUAAGGAAGCUGAAUUCCUUCAGAAGCUGCUGCCAGGCUAUUACAUGAAUUUAAACCAGAAUCCAAGGACUCUUUUGCCAAAAUUUUAUGGACUGUAUUGCAUGCAGUCAGGGGGCAUUAAUAUCAGGAUUGUGGUAAUGAACAACGUCUUACCGCGCUCCAUGCGAAUGCACUUCACAUAUGACCUGAAAGGCUCCACUUACAAGCGAAGAGCCUCCCGAAAGGAGAGAGAGAAGUCCAACCCCACGUUUAAGGACUUAGAUUUCCUGCAAGACAUGCACGAAGGGUUAUAUUUUGACACAGAAACGUACAACGCGCUCAUGAAGACACUUCAGAGAGACUGCCGGGUGCUGGAAAGCUUCAAAAUCAUGGACUAUAGCCUUUUGCUGGGAAUCCACAUCCUGGACCAUUCCCUCAAAGAGAAAGAAGAGGAGAACUCACAAAAUGUGCCUGAUGCUAAGAGGUCUGGGAUGCAGAAGGUCCUCUACUCCACAGCGAUGGAGUCCAUCCAGGGUCCGGGGAAAUCUGGAGAUGGCAUCAUCACAGAGAACCUGGACACAAUGGGAGGCAUUCCAGCUAAAAGCCAUAAGGGAGAAAAACUACUUUUAUUUAUGGGCAUUAUUGACAUUCUGCAAUCAUAUAGGUUAAUGAAGAAGCUAGAACAUUCCUGGAAAGCUCUUGUCUAUGAUGGGGAUACUGUUUCAGUUCAUCGACCAAGCUUUUAUGCUGACAGAUUUCUAAAGUUUAUGAAUUCCAGAGUUUUCAAGAAAAUUCAAGCCUUGAAGGCCUCACCUUCUAAAAAACGUUGCAACUCCAUCGCCGCCCUGAAGGCCACCUCGCAAGAGGUCGUGUCCUCAAUUAGCCAGGAGUGGAAGGACGAGAAGCGGGACUUGCUGACCGAGGGGCAGAGUUUCAGCAGCCUUGACGAAGAAGCACUGGGAUCCCGACACAGGCCAGACCUGGUGCCUAGCACCCCGUCACUGUUUGAAGCUGCUUCCUUGGCAACCACUAUUUCAUCGUCUUCCUUAUAUGUCGAUGAACAUUGUCCACACGAUAGGACUGCACUGUAUUCAAACAGAGUCUCAUAAACCCAGGAGAGUGCUGGAGCCCAGGUGGAGCGACCCGUUGUCUUACAGACUUAUCGAGAAGACAAGGAAAGAGAAACGCAGAGACCGGUGCAUUCUAUGGCACGCUGCGCUAAGGUCACCCAGUGUGCUAGUAGGGUGAACCUGGAACACAAGUGUCUGGGGCCCAAGCCGCACAUUCUCUCCGCCGUACCACCCUUUCACUAACAGCCUCCUGUCCUUCCGCUCUUGCCCUUGCCGUGUAUGCUAUGCAUGGAAGGUUGAUGCUCCCGGUUUUCCUAACAUGACUUCUGCCUCCAUAACUGAGUGACUUUUUGCUGCUUAAUAACUAAAGUAUUUCUGCUAGACAAAGCAGUGGGCAUAUAUGAAUGCCUGUCUGUGACAUUUGUUCUAGAAGUCAUUGGCUAAGUUUGCUUAUUUAGAACAUCAUGGUGGGGCACCUGGGUGGCUCAGUCGGUUGAGCAUCCAACUCUUGGUUUCAGCUCAGGUCAUGAUCUCAGGGUCGUGGGAUUGAGCCCCGCAUCAGGCUCUGUGCUCUGCAUGGAAUUGGCUUGAGAUUCUCUCUCCCUUCACCCUCUGCCCCUCCCCUCCUUCUCAAAUAAAUAAAUAAAUCUUUUUUUAAAAAAAAGAACAUCAUGGCUAUGGGAACUUUUCUGUCAUAGCAGUAGUCAUACUUCAAACCAACAAUAAUCAUCUGAUAAUAAUACUAACUAUAAUAAUAGCUAGUUCUUGGACCUCAUUAAGGGUCUGUGUGCAGCUCUUUCCAUGUGUCAAAGUAAUUUAAUGCUCCCCGCAACCCUGUAAGGUCGUCCUGUUUCUUAUUUCCAGUUCACAGAUGAUGCAUGCUCACAACAUUGGGUCAUUUUCCCAGGGUCAGAUGGCUGCCAGGUGGAGCAUGGUUUCCACGCACAAUAUGGAUACAGAGCGCGAGGCACCAGCCUCAGCCCCUCACCAGCCACCCUCACCCCUGCUGUCCCGCCUCAGACCACUUGCCCUUGAAACAGUGCUUUCCACGGAAAUUCGGUAACCCCCCACACGAGGUCUACUCUUCCUCGUCCGUUUUGCCUUUUCUUUUUCCAUGUGAUUGUAAGUGCAGAUUUUCGCUCCUCAGGAUGUCAGAGCGCGAGUGUUCAAACACUAAAAAUAUGACAUACUAACUUAAAUCCUCAAGCAACCUGAAAUAGCUCUUUCCUCGAGUUUUUAUUCCCGGCUCUUCAAGUACACCCCACAUCGUUACAUGAUCACAGAGAAGAGACUUUUGUUAGAUACAUGCCUGCUUGAUUUAGAAAAUCCCGUCUCCUCUGUUGACAAGGUAAGGUUAAGAAAGGACAUUUGUUACUUACAAGCUGAGGAGCGAAGGUGGGUUACCAGAACUUUCUAGUAAUUCCAGUUCUCUAACCCUAACCUCAAGGGAGGGACAGCAUAUUGCCUGUGGCAUCUCCUUUGCACAUGGUGGCUGCCUGGUGGUCUUGGGUAUCAUUCCAAGCCCUCCUGUGGAUGCUGGGUAUUGAAUCUGACCUCUGCAGACCCCUUGUGCUUUUAUGGUUCUUAGUCUGGUGAUUCCUACCUUGCAUACAGACCAUCACCCCCACCGUUCGUCACCUCCGGCCAGGCCUUUCUCUUGCACACUCAUUGUUAUAAAUCACCAGUUAGGGCAUUAGCCCCCCACCAGCCCCCUUUAGCUCUCUCACGUUGGGCAAGCUACUUUACCUUUAUGCGCUUCAGUGUCCUCACCUGUGCAAUGCAGAUUAUUAUACUCCUGCCCCAAAUGGUUGUUAUAAAGACUAGGUGAGAUGCUAAUUGGAAAACACUUACAUUGCCUCACCAGUACCGAGUAAAGCACCAUCAAAGUAUAUGUUAAAAUAAAAUAAUCCAGUGACUCCAUACUCAACACCUUGCAGCUUCCCCUAAGUUCCAUCAUAAGGGGCAAGUCUUAAUUGUUCUAGUCAAAAGACCUUCCUGGGGGGCGCCUGGGUGGCUCAGUCGUUAAGCGUCUGCCUUCGGCUCAGGUCAUGAUCCUGGAGUCCCAGGAUCGAGUCCCGCAUUGGGCUCCCUGCUCGGCGGGAGGCCUGCUUCUCCCUCUCCCACUCCCCCUGCUUGUGUUCCUGCUCUCGCUGUCUCUCUCUGUCAAAUAAAUAAAAUCUUAAAAAAAAAAAAAAAAAAAAAGACCUUCCUGGAGUACUUUAAGAGUCAGCCUCCAGUCAAGGAAGUGGAAAACACACUUGGAAUUUCAAACAGAAUUUGGUAAAGAGAAUUGGUUACCCAGUGUAGCUGGACGCGUGAAAAGGCCACGCUCUAGAAACCCAGGUAGAUAACUGCAGGCAGCGACUCAGGGCAUGCGCCCUGGCACCGUACGGAACCCAGACUCAUGCAGGAGGCCCCCCUGGGGACCGGCGGCCACCUGAAGAGUAGGGACAUCGGAGGAGGACAUCACCGACAUUGCUGGGAUAGUGGCCUGGACCACAGCAGCGACCAGAGACGUUACCCGCAGAAGGGAGAAAGAAAAAAUGAGAGAGAAGUGGACCAAAGGCUUCCCUCUUCCCACCCCCUCAUCUCCUGCCAGAGGAGCCUGAGGAACGUAGUGUGCCGACUCCUGGCCGCAGCAUCGCAAGGCAGAGUCGAAGCAAGAUGGAAAUGACAACCACAGGACACGGGGCAAAAAACAAGAAAGCUGCAAGACCACUUCAAAAAAAGGAUUACAGGGCGCCUGGGUGGCUCAGUCGGUUAAGCGACUGCCUUCAGCUCAGGUCAUGAUCCUGGGGUCCCGGGAUCGAGUCCCGCAUCGGGCUCCCUGCUCGGCGGGGACCCUGCUUCUCCCUCUGACCCUCCUCCCUCUCAUGCUCUCUGUCUCUCAUUCUCUCUCUCUCUCAAAUAAAUAAAUAAAAUCUUUAAAAUAAAUAAAUAAAUAAAAUAAAAAAAUAAAAAAAGACUGCAGAUAUAUUGAGAGAUUGUACCUACAUCUAACGAGGUCAAGAUACCUCCUUACUUGUUAUUAAAAGAGUCAAUCUAGGGCGCCUGGGUGGCUCAGUCGGUUAAGCGACUGCCUUCGGCUCAGGUCAUGAUCCUGGAGUCCCGGGAUCGAGUCCCGCAUCGGGCUCCCUGCUCGGCAGGGAGUCUGCUUCUCUCUCUGACCCUCCCCCCUCUCAUGCUCUCUCUCUCAUUUUCUCUCUCAAAUAAAUAAAUAAAAUCUUUAAAAAAAAAAAAAAAGGAUUACAAAGAUCCAAGCUUGACGAAGGUAGAGUGUGCCUGCAGGAAUGGGAAUUGAUUUAGACUCUAGACAGUAAAAGGAGUCACAGAGCCAAUUUACUACCAUGUCAAUAUAAUAAUAGUACGUAAAAUAGCUGUAAUUUGUUUUAAUCAUCUGUGUAAUUGGAGACUCCAGUAUUUACCAGGUCUGUCUGACCGUCGAUCCCCCUUUCUGUGGUACUGCGCUGGAGUGGAUGCUGGUUAUAAAUACUCCUAGAAAUGUCUCCAGUAAUUGCUGGCACAUGGGAUAGAUUAAAUGUUCUUCAGCUCAAGAAUUCCACAACGAGGUUAGUAAGCCCGGGGAAUCUGGGUGAGACCCCCUCUGACAGAGCAGCAGAUACAUUUUGGAGGCAGGCUAUCCGUCACCCAUGCCCUCGCAAAACGUUUUUAUUUUAUUUCCUAUAAUACCCCCCUACACCCCAUCUCAUCAACUGAAUAUAACUCAGUCUGGAGCAAACACACGUGAGGGACUGCGGGUAUGGUGUCACUUUCUUUCUUUCUUAAUGAUGAAGAAAAGGAUUUAGUCAACUUUUCCCCAGUGUCAGGAAACUAGGUCACCAAGCAAAUGAAGAUAUAUGUUUGGGGGAGAAGAAGAACUCUCCUCAGAAUCCUGAAGCAAAACCCUGCCUUGUUACCCAGCCUCCCAAGAGAUGCUCUCGUUUGGAGUAUUAGGACCAUUGAGAUGACAGGUGAAUCGAAGAGUGGGGUAUUAGGACCAUUGAGAUGACAGGCGAAUCGAAGAGUGGGGUCACAUCCCUUCCCAGUGGUGACUGAGGCACCUGUGGAGAAAAUUGGAGCUUGAUAGAAGCUUCAUAAUAUACCUGUUGGAUUAGCUU